AUGCCAUCCAGAUUCGACGAAAAGAAAGCGAAAACCUUGGCUCAGCUUUCAGCUCCAGAAGAAGCGUAUUCCGAUCUGAGCCCCAAGGGCUCAGUGGACCGAGGUGUGCGAGAACUCUGUGCGGAAAUCAAUGCUCUGGAUGGCUUUGUCACGACGAGCAGCUGCGCUGGCAGGAUGGCCGUGUAUCUCGAGGGAGGGCAGCAGAAGAUCCUUCCAGAUGAGGAUAUUGACAAUGCCACAAUUGCUACCGCGGCGACGACGUCCACCGCGGGCAGCGGCAAAGGCGGUGGGGAGUGGCUCUUCGUCUCUCACGAUCCUUUGGAGUUAGAUGCUACGACAGGCGGCCUCAUGAAACUCUUUGGGAUGGACCCCGACACCAAACCAUCCACCCCAUCCACCUUGACCGGCAUACGGUUUGUACAUUUCAGAUUCGAACCAUUGAUCCUUCACAUCCUGACAUCCUCGCUACAACACGCCCAAACCGCUCACGCAGCCGGCCUAUCAGCGGGAUUCCGAGAGUCCGGCAUCAGCUCCAUCGCCGGCACAGAUCCUACGCCUAUAGUGGCUGUUCGCACCCAGGGCCUCUUCUUGUCCAGUAUAAUCGGCUACCAGGAACAGGGACAAGGUGUGGACCCCUCUUCCUCUGCUACGAUCAAGCCAAUGGUGACAGAGGAGUAUCUUGCAACUCUCGUGCAGUUGGCGAAUCGUCGAUUCCUCACCAACGAAGAGCGAAAGCAGAGGUUUCGGCGAGCAUUACUAAAGCCUGAGAAGACGCUUUUGGAUGUUAGUAAGGCGACCUCGUCGUGGGAGCCGGCAGAGGAGAGGAGGGAGAGGAAGCGGGCCGAAGGUUUGAGGAUUCGAGACGCGAUUAGGAGACGCGGAGGGGCGACGGCAGCAGCAGUGUCAAAGUCUGAACCACGUGGGGAGGCAGCGAAGGGCGAUGAGGAGGAUUACCACACAGGCGGGCUCGACUUCGAGCCAGACGUCCGACCGCCGUAG
Zasmidium cellare ATCC 36951 is the source of this 999-nucleotide messenger RNA. RefSeq lists its product as uncharacterized. The coding region runs from base 1 to 999 and encodes 332 amino acids. NCBI's taxonomy places the organism in Eukaryota, Fungi, Ascomycota, Dothideomycetes, Mycosphaerellales, Mycosphaerellaceae. The record is from RefSeq and is a predicted model, not a curated record. The transcript is spliced from 2 exons.